GAACGGUGGGUUGAGUCUCGAUCGAUCAUUAGCAUUUCUUCUUCGUUUUUGUCUUCGUGUUCUCCUACCCUUUUUCACCAUGAACUCUCUCCUCGUAAGCACGCAUGCUUCUUCAUUCCGUGCCUUCCCACACAAUUUCACAACAAAAAGUUCCACUCUUUUGCUCAGACUCAGACAACCCUCUAAAUUAAAGUCACCCUACUUCAUUGCAUGUUACUCUUCCCCUUCUUCUGGGUCUUCAUCAAAAGGAUCGAACCCUUCAGAUGAAGUGAUUCUUCAGAACGAGAGCUUUCAUACUGAAGUGGGAAGCCCCAAAGUUCCUUCAUUUAUUUCUCCUAUGUCCAAGUUUAGCUUGAGUGAUCAAGCUUUCUUUCUCCUCGCAUUCAUUGCCUGCACGACUUCGGUGGCAUUCACUAGCCUUGUUUUUGCUGCUGUUCCUACCCUAUUUGCAAUGAGAAAUGCUGCAACAUCACUUUCAAAGCUAGCAGAUACAGCUCGUGAGGAACUGCCGAGCACCAUGGCUGCUAUCAGGCUUUCGGGGAUGGAAAUAAGUGAUCUGACACUAGAACUAAGUGAUUUAAGCCAGGAAAUAGCAGAUGGAGUCAACAAGUCAGCUCAAGCUUUGCAAGCAGCAGAAGCUGGAAUCCGACAGAUUGGUUCAAUGGCACAACAACAAACCAUAUCCAUGAUUCAAGAGAGGGCAAGUUUGCCCAUAAUAUCUUUGCAACCUGUUGUUGCUGGAGCUGCAAGAAAGACUUCUAGAGCAGUUGGCCUAGCCACGAAGAGCUUAUUGAACAUCAUUUCUGGAAGGGAAGGCACCGCAGAAUAUGAUGACGACAGAACUAGCAUCUGAGAAAUCUCACAGUUCAAUUCAAACCAUUCAACUGUGUGCAUAUACCAUUAUUUGCUCACCACCCAAAUAUAGUGUAGGAGAAUACUGUAAAUUGAACCGAAAAUUAUGUCAAAAUUUGAAUAUUUUCUAUCAUAAUGUAUAGGGAUGACCUUAUUACGUGGCUUAAUACUCUCAGAAUUGUUACAUAGACGUCCAAUGUU
Gastrolobium bilobum is the source of this 1053-nucleotide messenger RNA. RefSeq lists its product as uncharacterized. NCBI's taxonomy places the organism in Eukaryota, Viridiplantae, Streptophyta, Magnoliopsida, Fabales, Fabaceae. The transcript has 5 exons. The record is from RefSeq and is a predicted model, not a curated record. Bases 80 to 853 code for a protein of 257 amino acids.